Molecule: messenger RNA, 348 nt
Organism: Colletotrichum paranaense
Lineage: Eukaryota; Fungi; Ascomycota; Sordariomycetes; Glomerellales; Glomerellaceae
Exons: 1
Coding region: 1-348 (115 amino acids)
Source: RefSeq, a predicted model, not a curated record
AUGAACGGCACUCUGAACGGCAAGCGCCAAGCAUCGUCAAGUACCUACCUGCCUUGCCUUGAUGCUUGGGUGACUUCGUGGUUCCUGUCAAUCCUUUUCCUCAUUCACCUGCCUUUCUCCUUCCCUGCCUCACCUUGCUCACCUGCCGCGCCUGCCUCACCUGUGGUGAUCUGCGUAAGCUGUGGCAGGCGGGCAGGGCUGGACUUGGCUGCGUGUCGGAGAAAACUCCAUCGCUUCCUAGCCUGCCACCAACAUCCAACCACAACACCAUCACAGACUGCAAAGCCACGGCCGAAACGCAAGCUCUCAAUCACAAUGUCGUCAAUGUCGAGUUGCACAGCCGAUUGA